This is a messenger RNA of Bursaphelenchus okinawaensis, 7623 nucleotides long. NCBI's taxonomy places the organism in Eukaryota, Metazoa, Nematoda, Chromadorea, Rhabditida, Aphelenchoididae. The record is from the annotation of a GenBank genome assembly.
AUGUCCAUGGAUCAUGUCCAGCCUCCUUCUAGAUAUUGUUUCUUUUCACCGCCGAUCAAUUUGAAGAAAUUUCUAGAUGACGCGACUCAAGCCGAAGAUUCUUUAUAUUCUUUCUUCAACGAAGCAGCCUUUGAUGAACAAGAUGUACGGGAAACGUUUGUCAACUUUUUUGAUAACAACCGACAGAACGUGGUUGAUGCACAAAGAGGGGUGGUUGAAGUUGAGCAAGUUUUAUUUAAAUUAGAUGCACUAGUAAUUUAUUAGUUUACAGUUAUUAAGAUACUGUAGUUUACUGAAACUCCGUAGCUUAAAUGUUUUAUUUCAGUGCGAACUUAGAAAAUAUUAUUCAUGAGUACCCAAUGGUUGAGUUUGAACCGACAUUUCCACCGAAAGACAGCAAACAUCGCAGUCAUUUGUAGGUAUACUUUACAUUAUCCUUUACCAUUCUAUAUUUAGAGUGCUAAAUGAACUUCGGAAAGAGACAGAACAGAACACAAGGAUCAAGAACUCUUAUCUACACAGGGGAAGGUAUUUCAAGUACCGUGAUUUUGAUCUACAACGACCUUUAAAGCCGAAAAACACAAAAAAAGCAAAUGAUUUUGUCGUUACAGUAAGCAUGUUAGCUCCUCAGAACGUGAUGUCAUCUACGAAUACAGACAACUCUUUGCGGAAACAAUGUGAAGUUAAGUACAUGGUCACAGGCGACAUGUUACUCAGUAAAUUGAGGGAGAAGGUAUUCUGUCAGGCUGAUUAUUGGUGUAACAAGCAAGAUUACGAAGAUAAUUCCGAUCCUAACAACUAUUUCAUGGUGAGUAUGGUUGUAAAAGUGUUCUUAAAACAGCGGAAGCCGUAUCAUUGGUUCUAAAACUUUAAAAUGUUUUAAAAUUGUAUUAAGAUCUUGUUAUGAUUUAUUUUCUUUUUAGAAUUUGUAUCCUUCUGGCUUCUUCUUUAUCUACGACACUUUUUUUGUUGACAAAACAAAUCCAAAUGCAACAGAUAUAUCAAAGUAGGUUUAUAAGCUGCAAAACAUUUUACAAUUAUUAUUAGACAUAACUUUAUACUGUGUUUACAAUAGUUAAAGUAACUUUAAAUUUCAGAGAAAUCCGAGAAUUUAUGAAGCGCAAGAAAGAUUCGUUCAAAGAGCACUAUGUGGAGGAUAUGACUGAGGUUAAGAUCUCUGAUCUUACUAUACGGUUAGGACAACCAUAUGUGUUUGUACAUCAAGGUAAGUUUUAUUUUUGAAUUGGAAGUUUUUACUAUGUAUAAUUUUGGUUGAAACAGAGAUCCUACAAUUCCUACGUUUUUUUAAAAGGUUUAUUAACAUAUUUUCUACGCUAUAGAAAAUAUGUUAAAGCGUAGAAAAUAUGUUAAUAAACCUUUUGCAACUUGAAAAUUUAAAUUUUAGGUCAUUGUGAACAUUUAAUAAUCUUCACGGAUUUGAGGUUGAUGAAUGUGAAUGACAUUCAAGACCUGUCGUUGUAUCCUGUAAUAUUAUAUGACAGCCGAAAGACUACAAAUUGUUGUGUUUGUAAAGAUAAUGUUGCUGCGUAGGUUUAUGUUUUACAGUUUUUGGUCAGAAAGUUUAUGGAAAAAUAUCUGUUAAGCCUCUAAACUGUUACUGAGACUUCACGGUCUUUUUGGCAAAUAAUAAAUGACUUUGUUUUGACAAUGUUAAUACAAAAUUUUUAGGUUUGUGGUGACGGAAAGCGACAGAAUGCCAGUGAACCCUGGUUUUAUGUGUGAACGAUGCUUCAAGAGGUUUCAUUAUGAACGUAAAAUGAGAAUUGGCGACUUCAAAGCAUAUCACUUUGUUGACAAAGGCUGCUAUGAGUAACGCAAAUUGUAAAUUGAUAGAUCUCUCAACUUGUAAUAUCUUGACAAAUAUGUAUAGUUGUAUAUACUUUUACAUUGGUGCUGUUUGGGAAAAACGGGUCUGACGUUAAAAAGAUUAUUAUACUUCCUCUUACAGUAUUUUUUUCUGCAAGGUUUCUGUAUAUUUUUGAAUUUAUAAUUACUGUAUGAUUUUCACGUUUACUGUAUUUUUUGUUUGUUAACUGUAGUAGCUGACGAUUGUUGACUUUGUUCUCUUAAAAAGCGAAAUUAUUAAUUGAUCUACGUCAUAAAAUCGAUCUUUAAAUCAAGACCUUACACAGGCUAUGCUUUCGAACCUUAAAAUAUUGUAAUUGAUAUAAUAAACGUGACCUGGAACAACUUGACCUCUUGCCACUACAUUACCUACAAAAGAAUCCUGAACUCUGCGGAGAGCUGCAGGUUUUGACAACAGCUGACUGAGAUAUUAAAACAAAAGAAAAAAGUUUUGGGCGGCCGUACAUCAGAAGACGACAGACAGAAGGGGCAGGGUCCCUUAUUCUGUCUAAUUGCGCAUUUUUUGACCUACAUUGCUCUCUUAUCGCUUUGAUUGUGUUUUCGAUUGCGUUAAUUUGUUUUGUUUUCGUUAAUUAUGUUGUCAAUUGCCAUUAAACCCCUUCUUAAGGCCAGCGAUAGAUGAGGACAAUAUUGUACAUGGAUUGAUGGUGUACGAAGACGUCGAGAAUGAGGCCCAGUCGCCCAAAAUCAGCACGAUGGAGCCGACCCAGUACGAGAAGAUUUGCAAAACCUUUUGCAAAGAGGAAAAGAGUUUCAUCGAAGACGUGAGCACUAUCGUGAACGUGUUUAAGAGGAGGUUGGAACAAGGUAUUGGCGGUGAUGCGGCCGGAAAGGUAUGUCAUAGUAGCUUGUUUCUGUUACGUCAGAAAGCACGAUAUGACGUCAUAUUUGUCGUUAUCAAUGAAAAAUAUUGGCAAAGUUGGCCCAAGGUAAAAUUAAACAAUCAAAUAGAAAUUCUUGGUAUUUUAAUAACUUCAAAGUUUGUAAAGAUCGAUUUCUAAGAACAUUUUGACCGGUCGUAAGCUUUUUGAUGUGUAUAAGAAACUAAUGUUUAAUUUCAGAAGAUAAUAACAUCAGUGUUUGGCAAUGUAGGCGAGAUAUACGAACUGGCCAUCAAAAUUCAUCGUACGAUAGAUGAAGGCAUGGAGAUGACAGACCCGCCUUGUAUUGGAGCCGGCUUCAUCGAACUCGCUGAAGGAAUGGAGUUUGAAGCUUUCGUCAAUUUUUCUGUAAGUUUGUAUUAAAAUUUGUUUGUCUGAUUUUUAGGUAACAGUUUAUUCGAAAACGAGUUACAAUCGAUUGACCUACAUGAGGUUAAUAAGAUUAUACGAAAACAUUAGUCCAAUGUAACGUAAAAUUACAUUUUAGUCGAUCUUCGAAGACAAUAUUCACAAGAAAGUGUCUCAACUUAUCCAAGACCCCAAGUACGAGUCCUUCUUUGACCUCGAAGAUCGCACUUACAGUACUCUACCGACCGGUCGCACCUUCAGAAUGGCGGUCAAGUACGUGUUGCCAGCAUUACUGUACUCUGUAGUUGCUCACUUCUACAGUUAUUUGAAGUACGUCAAGAUGCUACAGACGAACAGUUUGUCGGAUCUGGACAAAGAAGACCUAUACAAUUGUGAUGUCAUGCUCAUGCAGGUCAGCAAACAACUCCCGACCAUGGAUAAUGUGUAGGUUUGCUUAAUUGUCAAAGUAUAUAACAGUUGAUUUUAAAUAUUUUGUAAUAUUGGAAUAGAUUUUAUGAUUUUUUAACAUGUUGAUUAUGUUUUGUCACUAUCGAAUUUGGUUUUAGUGAAAAACUUGGUCAUCGCUUCAAGAAAGACUCGGCUUACCCAGUUGGCAUCAUUCCCGAGAUCCAGAAGAGCAUCGAAGGUUGGGUGGGGAAGAAUAUCGGAGCUCAGUGUUACGCGUUUAUUCGAGAAGGCGAUCUUCAGAAGGCACGGCACAAUCAGAAGUUGGCAGGUAAGGUUACGAUACUCUUUAUUUUGGAUUCUUUUGUACUGUAACAUAAACGUUUACCGUAAUAUUAUUCUAGAUAACCUGCUACGAGGCGGUAAGAACUCAUCAGAAGUUCAUGUCUUUCUGUUUGACAACCUUCUGGUUAUCACAAAGUCUACAAAGACGACAAAAAAUGCUGGCUACAGGUACAAAGAUCAGUAUGACAUCAGAAAGGCCGACAUUGUGGAUGUAGCUGAUGAUGAAGGUAGGUUUUUUAACCUUGUUUACUAAUAUUGGGCCAUAUAUCUGAAUCUAAUCUAAUACAAUUGUGAUUUAGAGUUGAAAAAUGUCUUCCGAAUCCGAGCAGGCGCAAAGGGCUCAGAAGUGAAGGAGAUCACACUUUUUUGUCACACUCCAGAAGACCGUGACGACUGGAUGACUUCCUUAAUAGAGAUGCAGACCUCGGGUAUCUUAACCAGAAUGAGAGACGCUUAUCAGAAGGAGGAGGAGAAGCGGAUCCCACUCAUGAUCCCCACACCUUCUGAAUAUCGCUACGCAGAACCUGACAUGGACGAGAAUAUCAUCUUCGAGGACUACACACACAGCGGGGUACCAGUGGUCAGAAGUGGUACCAUUCUGAAGCUCAUAGAACGUCUGACCUAUCCUCAUUAUGUUGACAGUGAAUUCCUGAAGACUUUCAUGACAACAUACAGGUCGUUCUGCUCUUCCAUCGACCUUAUGAACUACUUGAUCGAAAGGUUCAGUAUACCUGUUCCACAAGUGUUCGCUUACUUAGACCAGCAGUUCACAGCUCCGGUCCAACAUAACAAGAGUGGAGGACCAUUGGCUGGUCGUUAUGACACAGUACAGUCUCACGGAUGGUCUAGCUACAAUCAGAUAUCGCCGGACAACCUGGAGCAAGCCUUCCAUCGCUUCAGAGAAGAGUUCCAGAAGCCUAUUCAGCACAAAGUGAUGCAGAUAAUGAACCACUGGGUACGGUAUCACACCUACGACUUCAUCGACCCGGACUUGUGUCAGAAGAUGAAGGACUUCCUGAACGGCAACAUCGUGAAGCUGUCGAAUAACCAGAAGAAGCUGUCGGCCAAGAUUCUGGAUGCGUUGGAGAAGAAGCUGAAGGAGACCGACCCAUCGUUGCCGACAGAAGACAAGGUCGAGGAGAAGAAGGUGGAGAUCGCCUUCUCUCAAGACGUUCCCGAAGUUGUGUGGCACACUGCGAAGCAAGGUGACAUCGACAAUUAUGACAUCUUGACAUUGCAUCCUCUCGAGAUUGGACGACAAGUCACUUUGCUACACUUCUAUCUGUACAAAGCCAUUAAACCGAUUGAGUUGGUGGAUGCAGCCUGGACUAAACAGGAUGAGAAAUACAAAAAGAGUCCACAGUUACUCAAGUUGAUCGAUCACAGUACUAAGGUAGGUUGAGUUGGAUUCGGAAGAUUUUUAAUAUUAUAUAUAAUAUUUUUAUCAGUAAAUAUUCCUGCAGACAUAACGCUGAUUUAAAAAUAUUAAAGUGAAGCUACUGUUGUUGUAAUUCCUAAAUUUCAGCUGACAUAUUGGGUAGCCAAGUCUAUAAUCGAGACCAAAUCGAUUGAAGAACGUGUGGAACUGUUCUCCAGAAUCCUGGAGAUCAUGUGUGUCUUCGAAGAGCUGAACAACUUCAAUGGUGUAGUCGCCUUCUACUCGGCUCUGAACUGUAGCUCCGUCUUUCGUCUGAAGGACAGUCAAUCUGUGAGUAACUUAAGAAUUACUAUCUAAAAUAAUAUUAAGUAAUCGUAUCUUAUACGUCUUACACUGGAAAGCACUAGUAAUCUGUUCAAUUACUGCCACUCUAAUUAACCCUAAUCUUGUUCUGAACCUUAAUCUCUUCUUUUCAGCGUUUGGACAAAGAAAAACAGGCGUGGUACGGUAGAUUCCAGAAGCUGUGUGACCCCCACUGGAAGGAGAUGCUGCAAAGACUGCGCUCCAUCAAUCCACCUUGUGUACCAUUUGCUGGAACAUAUUUAAGUCAGAUAUUCUUCUUCAAAACCGGCAGAAGCACCUACCAUCAGACAGAGAACGACAUUCACGACGACGAUCCUGAAGUUCACCAUCGGAAGCUGGUGUCCUUCGUCAAGUGUAGAAAGAUCGCGGCCGUGAUAAGGGAGAUUCAGAUGUAUCAGAAUCAACCGUACGCUUUGAAAGUGGAGCCAUCGAUCAGGGUGAGUACAAUAGUUAUUACCUAUUCUUAACUACAUUUGCUGAUUGUUAGAUGGGUUGUAGUAGAUAUUUUGUUUUAAUGUGUAAAUUUAAAUGUUUCAGCAAUUCUUCGAGCAAAUAAAUCCAUUGGAAGGUUUUGAUGACAAAGAUGAGUUUGAAGCCUAUUUGUACGACAGAUCUAUCGAGAUAGAGCCGCGAGAAGGUGGUGCAGUUGAUAACGGGGUAAGUAACGUUUGCUUCAUAUAUAGUUCGAUGUGGUAUAAACAAUCUUGUUAAUAUUAUUCAAAAACUCAUUGUUACCUAAUUAUAACGUUUCAGAAGCCAAAACACAGUGCAGAAGACCUGAAGUCUCCUGGUAUCAAACCGAAGAGUGCCAACUCCAACUUCCAGCGUUCCAGAAGUCACAACGCGUAUCAUUCGCAUACAAUGCCAGCACCUUUCCCUCACAAACCAGCUCCAAAGUCAACUCUGACCUCACCUGUUCAGAAGAGUCCACCAGCUUUGUCGCCAACAGAUGAGAAUCCGUUCGCCAUUCUCGACAUCAGUCCAGGACAUCAUCCGAAAUGGGUUGGCGAUGCUCACGGUCGAGUGAACCAAGCCUUCACCUCGGACUACAUCAUGGCUCAACCUCCACAUUCAGCUGGUCUAUGUUCAAGUACUUCUCCCAACGACCCCAGAAGCCCAGCGUCAGCUAAUUCAACGACAACUCCCAACUCUUCACGACGACUUCCACCAGCUCCGCUAUCUUCACAUGAAACUCGGUUCGCUUUUCCUCCUAUUCACCCCCAAUCAGCAUCAAAAGCUAGCCAUAAAGGUAUACCUAAUGUCACAAAUGCCACUUUCAACCUUUCACAACCUCCAUUACGCAAAGAUCCUACUGGUUCUUCACAGACGCUACCGUUACGGAAGCCACCAGCUCCUACCCCAAGCUCGCCACCAUUGUCGGUGCCUCUGAUGGGUAGAAUGGAGGAUUCAGGUAGGAGAAUAUUAUUGAUUGAAGUAGUUGUUGAGCAGUGGUUAAUUGAGUUUGGAAAAAUAUUACUUUAGCGUUAGAAAAGGUUUUUAUUUGAUACCAAAAAUUUUAUUUUAGAAAAUCAUCCAGAUUUUUCUGUGUCAUUGGACGAACACACUUCUUCUGUUCCUCCACGGCCAGCUCCCUUAGGUAAACAAAGUUAACACUUUUAAUUACAUUACUUAAUGAAUUUUUGGGUUUUUCGCUUCAUUUUUUUAAACAUAAUACGUAAUCUUAUGCUUAAAAAAGUUAUAGUUUCAGAAGACAACGGUUCUCCUUCGCCACGAUCACCCACAGUUAGCCUGAUGGUACCUUUGCCAUCUUCAGCUGGUGGACGAUCAGAACAAUCUGAUGAAGCGAUGGCUCCACCCCGGCCUCCAAAGCCUUCAGGGCUUUCACGAAACCCGUCAACGGCCGGAGCGACCAGUAGCCCCAACGACGAGCUGAAGGUACCACCACUGCCGCCGAAGCCGCGCUCCGCCCCCUCGCUGGAAACCCGCCCCGCCGAAGAAAGCCUAGUACUAGACGCCCCGCCCUUGCCUCCCAAACCCAAGCUCAACAAACCGUGA